Coffea eugenioides is the source of this 1493-nucleotide messenger RNA. RefSeq names its product putative high mobility group B protein 11. The record is from RefSeq and is a predicted model, not a curated record. Bases 1 to 1131 code for a protein of 376 amino acids. Gene Ontology annotation, molecular function: DNA binding. The transcript is spliced from 6 exons. Lineage: Eukaryota; Viridiplantae; Streptophyta; Magnoliopsida; Gentianales; Rubiaceae.
AUGGGUAGAAAUAAGAGGAAUGCUUAUGCAAGGAUGAAGAAAAUCAAGGAAUGUGAUGAGCAUAAUCAGAAUCAGGAUCACUCAGCUCAACGUUCUGAUGAUAAAAAUGCUUGUGAGGAAGGGGUUUCGGAGAAGGCCAUCACUGAUCAGCAGAGUUUGGAAGAAAAGUCUGCUAUUGAUAAUUUCUAUGAAAAGCUUAUCAAGUUGAAUGAGUCCUCAGGGCUCAGUUUAGUCUUUAACUUCCGGGAAGCAAAAAUGGACUUGCAUCUUGUUUUCAAGGAAGUGACCGAGAGAGGGGGAUCUUAUCAGGUUUCAAAAGAUGGGAAAUGGAAUGAAGUUGCAUCCGCAUUGAGUGUCAAAAAUCAUGCCCCCAUCUUACCAAGUCAAAUUCAAAAGGUUUAUGAAAAUCUCCUUUGCCAAUAUGAGCAAAUACACUACUACAGGACUCCUGCAAAAGUGUCAAAACUGACAGGUGGUGAUAGUUAUGAUUCCUUGCUCGGGAAGCGAAAAUCCUGUGAAUGCUGCUCUCAAGAUUAUGAAGCAGGAAAAAGGAAAUGCAUUCUUGAUAUUUAUCAAGGAUCAUCAGGGCCUGGAACACCAGAGCAGAAAACCACCUUCCAGACAUCUUUGGAUGAGGAAACAGUGAUGAGACAUAUUUGUGCUCCACAAAAAGCAAGAAAUUCAUAUCAGCUGUUUCUUAAGAUGGAAUGUCAGAGAUUAAGGAAGAUACACGGGGAAGCCUCUGGUAGCCGUAGCAUAAGAGAUAGGGCAAUUGACGCAUGGAAGCACCUUUCCGAAGAUGAUCGGCUGCCAUAUAUUGAAGCAAGUAGGAAGGACAGAGAAAGAUUUUACAGGGAGAUGGCAGUUUACAUGCAAUAUAUUGACAAAAAGGUUCUGAAAUCCGAGAAUACGCUCAAGGAUUCAGCUUCAGCCCUAAUCAACUUUGGCCAGUCUUCACUAAUAAAUGAUGAUUAUUAUGUGACUUUGGAGGCUGAUGCUGAAAACUUUUGUCUUCCCGAUGAGUCAUUGGUUGAAUCAACCAUUCAAAUGUUGAAGACUCGACGACCCAGUGACCCCAUGUUUCAGAUGACUUGGGACGGGUUCCGUAGCCCUCCAGAUACACCCAGUUGAAAGGCUCACAGGAACCCAUAAAGGGCAGUUGCUUGGUAAUUUUGGCACGGAAGGUGCAUGGGUUAGGUUUCGUUAUAGGUGUCUUCAACUCUCAUUGUGGAUAUAAGAGAGUGGUCUAUGCGCUUGGGUCCGUGUUCUUAAUAUGACAUAUCAGUGGUUUAUGUUAUCCUCAACUUGUUUGUAACCUAGUAUUGGUGCCUUGACUCCCCAUUUUUGUCUGCAAAGUAUGGUAUCUGUCUAUAUGCAUAGACUGUACAGCACCGUACAUGUAUAACUGGGGAGUGACUGAGUGCCAUUUCGGUGCUGUAGUGUUCUGUAGUUUGUACAUAUACUGCUAGCUGUGGCCUUCCACUUGAUGUAUA